Messenger RNA from Aspergillus ibericus CBS 121593, 1960 nucleotides. RefSeq names its product phosphoesterase superfamily protein. The record is from RefSeq and is a predicted model, not a curated record. NCBI's taxonomy places the organism in Eukaryota, Fungi, Ascomycota, Eurotiomycetes, Eurotiales, Aspergillaceae. Gene Ontology annotation, biological process: phospholipid catabolic process. Bases 486 to 1847 code for a protein of 453 amino acids. Gene Ontology annotation, molecular function: hydrolase activity, acting on ester bonds. The transcript has 2 exons.
AACUACCGGCCUAGCCACCAGGUCGACUCCGGGCCAUACGGCUAGUCGCCGACGCUAACAAGGUCAGAGAUUCAGGUCUGCUGCUCUCCGUCCAAUCAUGCCCCGGUGGACAUGCACGGGGCUGCCGAUCCCUCAAGGCCUGCAGGGUGCUAGGAUGCCGUCCCGUGGGGAUGGCCUCAUCGGUCGGACAACCGUCGUACUGCACGCUCCACGGGGUCUCCCCUCGCCAAUCUCCUUGCGCGCAUUGUUAAGACCACCCCUCCACGGUCGCGGGGACGGCCCCUCGUGCCCCUGCAGGUCUUCUUCCAUUGGCGACCGAUUAACCGUCUAGUGAAGUCGCGAUGCUAUAGACGAAGCCAUGCCAAGUCCAUGCUCCCAGCACGUGGGAGGGUGCACCACAGACAAUGUCCGCUAUAAGAAGCAUGGAAGCAACCUCCUAUCCAGUUUGUUGUAUCUGGUACGGUAAUCCCUUUCAGUCCUCCACCAUGCAUCCCAGUGCCUUCCUCGGCCUCUUGGCCUUUGCGGCCGCGGCGGGAGCCAUUCCCAGCCAGCCCCGACGGGCGCACUCGGACAGCUCCAUCCAGAACCUCAAGUCCAAGAUCAAGAGUGUGGUGGUGCUGGUGAUGGAGAACCGCUCCGUCGACAACCUGCUGGGAGGCCAGACCAUCCGGGGCUUGGAGAACCCCAUCAACAACGGGCCCUUCUGUAACCCGUACAAUGUCUCCAACCUCGCCGAGGGCGUCGUGUGCAGUGCAGCCCGGGACUACGACUCCGUGACCGAUGACCCGGAUCACGCGGUCUAUGGGAACAACUUCGAGUUCUAUGGCACCUUCAACCCGGACAACAGCGCCAUCGCGGCAGGCAAGCUGACCCCGACCCAGCAGGGCUUCGUCCAGGAGCAGCUGCGCCUCUACAGCGCCGAUGCCAACCGCACGGAGCUGUCGGUGCAGGUCAUGAACUACUACACCGAGGAUCAGGUGCCGGUCAUCACCUCGCUAGUCGAGAACUUCGUGGUCUUCAACCACUGGCACUCGGACAUCCCGGGCCCCACCGAUCCCAAUCGUGCGGCACUCGUGUCCGGCACCUCCUACGGCCACGGUGACAACGACGAUGCUUUCAGCGAGCACGCCUUCCCCCAGCGCUCCAUCUUCCAGCAGUUGACCGAGACCGGCCACUCCUGGAUCAACUACUACGACACCGCGGGCGGAACCGGUCCCGAUGCCGGCUUUUUCAACUGGACCUACACCACCAACAACACCGACAAGAUCCGGCCCCUGGCCAACUUCUACACCGAUGCCGCCGCCGGCGCCCUGCCCGAGUUCACCUACAUCAACCCCUCGUGCUGCGGCGUGGGCACCAACUCCAUGCACCCGAGCGGAUUGAUCUCCGACGGCGAGAAGCUGAUCAAGGACGUCUACGACGCGCUCCGUGCCGGGCCCCAAUGGGGCGAGACGCUCUUCAUCCUGAGCUUUGACGAGACCGGCGGCUUCCACGACCACGUCCCCCCGCCGUUGGCGCCCCGGCCGGACAACUUGACCUACACGGCCACCACCCCCACUGGCGAGCGCUAUACCCUCGACUUCAACCGUCUGGGCGGACGCAUCCCCACCUUCUUGAUCUCCCCGUGGGUCGCUAAGGGCUACGUGGAGCAAAGGGGCACGAAUGUCGGGGGGAAGACCGUCUCCUACUCCGCCUCGUCCAUCCUCCGUACCCUGGGCUACCUGUGGGACUUUGAGCCGUUCACCCCGCGGGUCGAGGAGGCGCCCUCCUUCGAGCAUCUCGUCCAGACGCGCGCCCGGAACAACACCCCGACUGCGCUGCCCAGUCCGGUGGCCUUCCGGAAGUAGAGGUUGAUGCUGGCGUCGACGAGUUGUUUGAUGUGUACAUGAUUUCUCGCGGUUGGCGGGAUGGAUGAGCUUAGAAAGGAAUGAUUAGCAUAAAUGAUGAUGAUGAAUGAUGA